CAGCUCACACAUCAAUACACGCACACACACACACACAGAUCAGUGCGCACGGAGAGCCACUCCAGCACCCCGGGGGAAGUUUGCAACCAACCCUUUGGACCGACGUUAUCAGCCGCACCACCAGAAAGGCUACGUUCGCGCAAGUAGAAGUGGGAGAGAGCGUUGGCUUCACAUGAGCUGUAUUCUCUGAGAUCAGACGGGGAUCAUCGCAAAGGAGAACGGAGAGAGAUCGAGAGACACGGAGCUGGAUCGACAGGCGGCUUAAAAAUGCAUCAGCGACAUGGAGUAUUUAUGCUGGCGAUCGUUUCAUCCCUGCUGGUGCUCGCCGUAUUAGGGACGGACGUGGGUAAAAAGGAAAAACCAGAGAAGAAGGCUAAGAAGUCGGACUGCGGAGAAUGGCAGUGGAGCGUCUGCGUCCCCACCAGCGGGGACUGCGGCAUUGGCACUCGGGAGGGGACCCGCUCCGGGAAGGAGUGCAGACACACCAUGAAAACGCAGAAAUGUAAAAUCCCCUGCAACUGGAAGAAACAAUUCGGAGCUGAGUGUAAGUACCAGUUUGAGGAGUGGGGAGAGUGCGACCCCGAGACAGGUGUGAAGACCAGAAACGGCAGCCUGAAGAGGGCCUUACACAACGCGGAAUGUGAGAAAACAGUAACCCUAUCCAAGCCCUGCGGGAAGAUCACCAAGCCCAAACCUCAAGAAUCCAAAAAGAAGAAAAAAGAAGGGAAAAAGCAGGAGAAGCAGAUGGACUGAGAAAGACGGGAUAUGGGUACCUGAGAAGACGCAGGAGACCAUAACAUAUCCAUUCACUUUCUACCUAGACCUGCGAUUUCCUAGCCCGCCGUUAGGGUAGAGGGGGGUAUAAGCUACGUGUUAGAGGGUUUGGGUGGUUGGAGGGAUAUAUAUUUUUUCUCUUUUUUUUGUUUUUUUUUAAAUUGUAACAUUGUUAGGAGACGAUACGGCUGAUUUUAUUUACGUAUAAUUAGGCGUGUACAUAGUUAAUCGCGGACCACAGGGGACCAGGUAUAGAAACUGCGUGUGAGUUAAUGGCGUGUAACAGAGUGAUGGGAUUUGUAUAUUAUGCCUGUCGUUUGUGUUAUUAUUUUCCAUUUGGGAACUAUAGAGAAAUCCCAUAAAACCACCUAAAAAAAAAACAAAAGAGAAGAAAAGCAAGUGUAUAGAUCAAAAAUGAAAAGGGUUGAGUCGGCUCCGAAGUGACAUUAUAACAGCCUACAUAUGCAAAUGAGAUCACCUUCACGGUAAUGCGCAUUUUGCAUACGGGGACGCCGGGAAGUAUGCAGCGUUAACAUAUAGGACCCGCCUUUUAUUCUACCCUAUACAUUUGCUUUGAAAUACACUGAUAUUUCUUAAGGUUCAAUAUUCAAGCUGGAAACCCGGUUUUAGGUGAAAUUUGAAUACAAAGUAACAGUAAUUUAGGAUGAAAAAAAAAACUUAGUCCAUCAAGUUCAAGCCUUCUAUUGAUCAUUAAGGGCAAAAUUUUAAAAAAUUUAUAUUCACAAUUCCAUACCUUAAAUUCUUGCUAUAGUUGGGAUUUUAUUAUAGAGCGUUUGUUUUAAGAUAGGAUGGCCGCAAAAUUAAGUUGAUAUUGGGAGUGUUCUAUUGUUGUGGCAACACCCACUUUUUUUUAAAAAAAACACCAAAUUUAGAUUUUUUUUUAACAAAAAUCCACAUUUUUAAAGGCUUUUGGUUAGUUUUUUAGGGAGGAGGGUGGAUUAUACAAAUUGUAAAUAUUUUACCCAAAAUAAUAUUAAAAGACAAAAAAACUAAAUUAGGGUGUUGUCAAGAAUGGAGAUUGGGAAAUUUUGGAGAAAAAAAAAAAGGGAAUCAAAUUCAGUAGGGACAAUGAAGCUCUCGGACGUCAGCUGAAAAAGAGCGAGACGCGGCAUUAUACUAAGUUCCGUUCUAACCCUGAAAUGGUGUCGUCUACCCAGAUCCGUUAAUCUAUAAUCAGAUUGAGUAGCAACAUAAUGAUAAUAAACUAAUAUACAAA
This is a messenger RNA of Spea bombifrons (plains spadefoot toad), 2011 nucleotides long. It is a transcript of the gene PTN, whose product is annotated as pleiotrophin. Gene Ontology annotation, molecular function: growth factor activity. The record is from RefSeq and is a predicted model, not a curated record. The transcript has 5 exons. Lineage: Eukaryota; Metazoa; Chordata; Amphibia; Anura; Pelobatidae. Bases 268 to 753 code for a protein of 161 amino acids.